Molecule: messenger RNA, 915 nt
Organism: Lymnaea stagnalis (great pond snail)
Lineage: Eukaryota; Metazoa; Mollusca; Gastropoda; Lymnaeidae
Source: the annotation of a GenBank genome assembly
AUGUUUGGGGUAACACCUGGCAUCGCUGUUCUGGGAAUUGUGGGCAACACCCUGAGUAUCAUGAUUCUACUCAAACACGGUCUCCACAAGUGUUCGAACAUCUUACUGGUCAGCCUGGCGGUCGCUGAUAUUGUUUUUCUUGUCGCUUACAACAGCAUCCCCAAGAUCAUCUACGAGACGUCGUCUGUUCGGGGUUUCGACGGCUUCUCUGAACGCGACUCCAUAAUCCUGAACGUGUUUUACUCCAUCUUCAUGAGUUUGGACUUCUCCUCCAGCAUGGUGUCCCUGACGAUGCCAAUGUUGAUCACCCUUGAGAGAUUGAUCGUAAUAUUCUUCCCGUUAAGCGCCUUCCGUAUCGUGACGCCCCGGAGCACAUGGUGUGCAGUGAUCAUUGUCGUCGUGUACUCGCAGUGUCUCUUCGUGUAUCCCAUGGCUUGGUUUGAUUUGAACUACCUGUGGGACAAAAGGUACAACAGGACCAUAGGCUACAGAGAUUUCUCCCCUUUACACACGAGGGACGCUGUGGCCGUGAGGGUCAUCGAAGACAUGUGCGUCUACUCAAUCAGCGUGAUCCCUCCUUCGUUUACGGUGGCCGGGUGCAUCGUCAUCUCGGUCAAGGUCAAACUUGUGUCGAUCCAACGGAAAAAGAUGACGUCAAAGGAAGUGUCCUCCAACAGAACCACGAAGAUGCUGCUGGCAGUUUGUGCCGUCUACACAGUGACCUGCGCCAUCUUGACCGUCCCCAUCAACGUGCCGGUCAUUUCAUAUGGUCCCUUUUCUGAGACACACCCUUCUAACAUCGCAAUCGUCAUGUACCAGGUGAUGAACAUCUUUAUCUGUAUCAACAGUUCAUGUAACUUUAUCAUCUACGUCGGACUCAACAAAAACUUUAGGAAAACGUAUGCAGAGCUCUUC